Molecule: messenger RNA, 726 nt
Organism: Naegleria lovaniensis
Lineage: Eukaryota; Heterolobosea; Eutetramitea; Acrasida; Naegleriidae
Exons: 2
Coding region: 1-726 (241 amino acids)
Source: RefSeq, a predicted model, not a curated record
AUGAGCGGUGAAGCUUUUGGCUUGUUUUCUUCAGCAAUGAAGGAAAAAAAGUCCUCAAAAUCGAAAUCAAGAGCAUCGUCGUUUGCCAACGUGAUGUUAGAGAUUGAGCCUUUGAUCAAGGUUCAACCAGCAGAUGAUGGUACGCUCAGUGAUUUCAUAAACGAAUUCAAACAAGCCGAUGAGUUGCCUCAAGGCCUUUCUAGCAAAACCAAGGCUUUCCAUGUCUUUGAGCCAGAAUACUAUAUCAAUCGUGUCAAGGGUAUUGAAUCCGAGAUGGUUGAUGCUAUCCGGCGAAGAAUGGUGCCUGAUGCCAAGCGAAAAAUUACUCAACACGUUAACACAUAUAAUGUGCUAUCUUGUGAUAAAUUGGAGUGGAAGGUUUUAAUUGCAAAGCUUGAAAAAUCAGCUGCUCCAGAAUCAAAGAAAGUAUUGUCAUAUCGUGUUCGUGAUAGAGGAUUGGAAGCUGGUAGUACAAGAAAGGGAAAGAAGUAUGAGGUUUCCUGGCAAAACAAUUCACCUAAUACCUUUCUGCCUGUACUCGAUAAUGAUAGGUAUUGGUGGGGCUAUGCUUGGGAGCACAUGUCUUUGAAAUGGCGAGCAAUGACUAGUAAGACAGCACCACCAUCAUCUUCCAAAACUAUUGCUAUAACAAUAACAGAAAUUAUUAUCCUUCACAUGUGUAGCAAAAUUAUUUACUGCUCCAAUCAUUCCAUGGAUUGUCAUUGA